GUUAUACUCUUGCGUUCAUACUACCAUACGACCAUUGAGUUUUACUAUUUAGACCCGAAUUAACCGGAUUUUUUUGGGGCAUUAUACUAUCUAAUAGGUGAACUCUAGUCUCUAAUUCUGUAACCUCUAAUUUAUGCACAUGCUUCGUAAUACCUAUCUCCUAUCGUAUCUUGAGUUAAAUAAAAAGUAUAGUAUAUUUUGAUAUUACAUAUACAUGUAUAUAUACAUGUGUGUGUAUAUUACACUCAAAAUUAUCCAGAGAUCUCGCUUUUACCCCCAUAACGCCAGAGAACCAUUGGGGUUGUCUAUUGUUCGAUAUAUAAUAUAUAAAAGGUAGGGAUGACGGGAUCAUAGCUCGAUAUGGUUUUAUUAUGUUCAUCUUAUCAGAGGUUAUGUUCUUUUUUGUUUUUUUUUUUUUCUUCUUUUUCAUUCUACUUUAGCACCUAUGGUUGUGAUCAGAGGUAUUUAGCCCUCGAAAGGGAUUGGGAUUUUAGGUCCUUUGGAAAUCCAAUACACAUUCAGGAUCCUCGAGUUUGGACAAACUCUCGACCAAUGUUGUAAAAAUUACCACUUUUUAGUUAGAAAUUCUUAGUAAAUAUACUUCAUUAUUGGAUUUAUUCAUCCAUAUUGAAACUUGACACACACUGUAGCCCUCAUGAUGACUAAAUUCUCUAAUCUCGACUCAUUUCCAUUUUGGAUGUUUUUUUUUAUCCAGACACUUAAAUUUAGUAUAUUAUACAAUAUGUAUCCAUUGUUAAUUUUUGAAGUUUAUACUAAACCUCAACCGGUGGUCAUUGUUUGUAUGUUGACUUAGAAUCUCAAUCUAAGGCACUCACACACACACACUAUCGAGGAUUUUUGGUCUUAAUAUGGUCGUUGAAUGUGUAAUUUUCAAAGAUUUUAUCGCUUAUAUAUUAAUAAUUGAUAAAGAGUGUCUCCAAUACACACAUAUUUUAAGUGCAUUUAAAAUGUCUUAUCAUUUGAACAAUAUCAGUGUAUUUCAUUUGAUUAUUUGCAAUAACUUAUUAUCUUAUACAACAUAUAUUAAUUCGUUUUUCUCGAGUCUAGACGAACUGAAAACCAAUUUUAAGAGUUGAGAUUAUUGGAUAAAGAUACUUGAUUGCUUAAUAAAUAUGUUUAUCCCAAUUGACGGUCUUACUAAAAAUUGACAACCUUUAUUUGGUAAAUGCCUAUGUUAGUAGUUGAUGAAACGUGAUGUUUAUCGUAGAUUCUAAACAAAGAUUUUUCUAACCUUCACAUCUAUUAUUUUCAAGAAAUCUUGUGUCUCAUCCUAUGGUAUGAAGUCAAAGUUCGUCAACAAUCUUACUUAAGUCAUUUUGAAAAUUUUGAUUUAUAAUCGUCGAAGAUAACUCCAAGUCUGAAAGAAAAUUUCUUAGCAUACGACUUAGAACCUCAAUAGAGCUUGUUCAAUCGACAUGAUAUAGAGGAAAUAUUAUUAAUGUGAACUUAGGUCACAUUAUCAAAUUAUUGCACAUGCGAUUCCUCUUCAUUUGAGGAAUUUAAGGUAGAACAUGAUCUGAAUGAAUAAGAAUUUUUUUUUAAUAAAUAACUGUAACUACUCGAUCAAGAUUGUACUCUGACAUUUUGCUAAAUAAUAUUGUUUUAUUUUAUAUAUAUAUAUAUAUACGAAUAAUAGAGUGUUUCAUUGCAAUAAAAUAUAAAGUAAUUUAGUUUAUUUUUCAAAGGUAAUUGAAUGACAAAUGUUUAUUUUCUCUCUUUUCAUAUAUAUUUUGGUUUAAUCGAUUAAAACAUAAGUGUUUAUGUGUAUGUUUGUUUAUUUUUUCAUCAAAAUGUAACUUAUCAUUGAAUUUUAGUAAAAAUGAGUAGAAAAUUUAUUUCAUAAGAUUUAAUCAGAUAUUUUUUAUUUAAAUAAAUGUGAUAUAUGUCACUCUCUUUUUUCUUAUUUAUAUUUUGUUUAUUUAAAAAAAAUUAUUAUUUAUGUUUGUUUGAUUAAGUUUAUCAACAUGUAACUUAUUAUUAAAGACAAAAAAGAAUAAAUGGAUAAAUGAAAAAGAAUAAUUGGAUAAAAGAAAUGGAAAUAUUAAAGAAGAGAGAGGUAGCUCCAUAAAUACAUUAAUAACUAAUUUUUUGUUUGUAAAAAAGUUGUCCAACUUGGCAAAUUGUGGAUCCUCCAAGUGCUUAUGUGGCAAGAAAUUUUUUUGAAUUGCCAUAAUAUAUAGUAUAAAUAAAUAAAUAAAUAAAUACAUAGAUAGAUAACUUAGAUACCAAACCACUUACGAUGUAGGUGACAUCUUCAAAUUUAGUUUGACUGUGAACAAAGAUUAGGGCACGUUUUUUGUGUCUUGUUUUUUUACAAAAUAAAAAGUAAACAUAUGGUCACAUUCAUACUGUUCUAGGUCUUCACCGUUAAGCACCUAAUUGUGAACAGAGUUGGGGAGUAGUUCACCAUUGACAGCGUCUAAUACAGUUAAAAAGUGGGUCCUUCUAACUUCUGACAACGUGCAGCCAAUCCAUAAUAAUAGUCAGCUUAAGCAAGCAACCAUGGAAUUUUGCUGUCGCCAGUCAUUUUCCUACCCAGCCAGCUGCUGCAUUCUCAGACUCACUUGUGUUCAUUAUUACUGUUCAGAACACAUCACGACUCGUGCUCUGACUUUCUCCCUAUCGCAGCAUAUUUGCCUACCCAGUGAACUAAUACUAAUAAACAAACAUCCAUCUCCUAAUUAGUCUCCUAAUCACAGCAUGUAAAGUAACAGUCCUCCUUAAUCAAAUUCAAGAUCUAUGUAAAGGGAAGAAUCGAUCAGAAAAAGAAAAAAAAAACUUACCCGUCUGGUGGCAGCAAGAGAACUGGAUGCUGCUGAUUGUAUUGCACCAAAAGCAAACCAUGUAAUGUGAAAGCCAUUAUUGCAGUUGUGGACAAUCCAUGGAGGGGUUUUGGCCUUUGUUGAUGGCUCGAAUGAAUCACCAUCAUAUAUAUAAAAAAAAACUUUCAUCAUCAUUCCAGGACUUUUUGCUCUUCUUCAGUUCCUUGAAUGAAUCAAAUUCUUCAUAAGAGAGUUUCUUUCCUUCUUUCUCUCUGGCAUCAUGAGUCCCCAACUGCAAUCAUUACCAUGGACAAACAACCAAGGAGCUCUCCCCCUCCCUCCCUCUCCUUCUCUCUAUCUAAUGCACACCCCAUCACCCCACUACUAUAUAGCUAAUCAACACACUCAUAUCCCAUUCUUCAUUCAUCCCAAUAUUUAUCUCCACUCUGCAUAUCCCUUACCUCAAACCCAACUUCCCCCCAUUUCCCUUAGGCUUGUAGAGAAGAAUCAUGUGUAUCCUAAGAGAAGAGAGGUCCCCUUCUCCUCCUAUACAGGUUUCAAGAAGAAGGCAACAACCCAAGAAACCUAAACUUCAAGUCAUUGGACUCACCAGAAACAGGAGAAGGUGUGGUGAAGGAUACAAGGACAUGGAGUUGAAGAACUUGAAACUAUAUUUGCAGAAUCGAACCAUCUUCGAAGAGAAUGAGAAGCUGAGGCAGAAAGCUUACCUUCUCCACAGGGAGAAUCUAGCUUUAACAAGGGAGCUCCAAACCAAGUUACUUCAUUUGGAUCACUUCUCCACAACUCUUAUACGCAAACAAUAGUUGCUGCAAAGAAACAUGAACUGCCCUUUCUACCAACCCCUUUUUGCUAGCUCUCUGUAUUAAUAAUCAUCAAGAGUAUUAGUUUUGAUGAUUUUAUACAGGCAUUCAUGUUCAUGCCUGGUCUGCUAGUCAUGCUAGAAAUGUAAUGAAGUGCAUGCAAGUCAUAAGUUUAACUUGUUCGUGUUGCUGGUCUACAAGAAGGCUACGGCAACUCAGUCAUCUAAUGUCUCGUGUAUGUUUUUAUCAGUUUUAUCUGAAGAAAGAGGUGAUCUUCUUUUCAUCCUAUCUACUAGUUAGCACCUAAUGUUCAAAAUUCCAUAAACUAUUUAUUCAAUGUAGUGCAAUAAUAAUCAUCCCUGCCCUGCAUAACUACAACAAGACACAUGUAUUUCUCAACCACGAACAUAAGCAGCAUACAAAGGCUUAUUAACAGUGGCUGAGUUGCCAAGCAUCAUAGCCGGGAGAUAGAUAAACAAGGAUAAACUAACCCUCGAAGUAAAAGUCAAACUUCCAU
Molecule: messenger RNA, 4121 nt
Organism: Linum trigynum
Lineage: Eukaryota; Viridiplantae; Streptophyta; Magnoliopsida; Malpighiales; Linaceae
Source: the annotation of a GenBank genome assembly